UUUAGUUACGUAGAAGAAUGUGAGUGUGAGAGCGUGCACGAAGAAGUUGAAGUCCGCGCGGGGUAAACGUGCACGUUUUUAAUACCCUGAGUUGACCCGCCGUUUGGAUUUUGACCCAUCUCAGUGAUAUCUAAUCACUUCUUCACCGCACACUCACUUUCAGACCAGCUAUUGAAGAAGUGACGACCGUGGAUCGAUCAGCGGGGGUUGGUUGGAGGCGAAGCCGCGCCGAGGCGCUUUGAGGUCGGAUAAAGUCACCAGUAAAGACCGCGACUCGCAUCCUCCGCAUGAGCUCCACACGGACGUUAACACAGUCCGGUGCAUACCGGAGAGCAUGAGCCGAGAUGAGCCACAGAGACACGAUAGUGCAUCUGUUUGCUGGAGGAUGUGGAGGCACGGUGGGUGCGAUUCUGACCUGUCCGUUAGAGGUGGUGAAGACGAGGCUUCAGUCUUCCUCAAUAACGCUCUGCAUCUCUGAGGUGCAUCUGAGCACAGUUAAUGGAGCCAGCGUGGCACGUGUGGCUCCUCCGGGGCCCCUACACUGCCUCAGAUUAAUUCUUGAGAAGGAAGGGCCUCGUUCUUUAUUUCGGGGCCUGGGGCCCAAUCUAAUUGGAGUGGCUCCUUCACGGGCCAUCUACUUCGCCGCCUAUUCCAGCUCAAAGGAGAGACUGAACUGUGUGUUUGAACCAGACUCCACGCAGUUGCACAUGACGUCUGCUGGAAUUGCAGGGUUCACGGCCAUAACGGCAACCAACCCAAUUUGGUUGAUUAAGACGCGUCUCCAAUUGGACGCCAGGAAACGCGGGGAGCGUCGCAUGAAUGCUUUCGAGUGUGUGCGGCGUGUGUAUCAGACGGAUGGGCUGCGCGGGUUUUACCGCGGCAUGUCUGCGUCUUAUGCAGGCAUCUCAGAGACUGUGAUUCACUUUGUGAUCUAUGAAAGCAUAAAGCGGCGUCUUUUAGAGGCCAAAGCAGCAACGCACAUGGAUGGGGCUGAGGACACAGCCAAGGACGCGUCGGACUUCGUGGGCAUGAUGCUGGCAGCCGCCACUUCCAAGACCUGCGCCACCUGCAUAGCCUAUCCACAUGAGGUAAUCCGUACACGGCUAAGGGAAGAAGGAACCAAAUACCGCUCGUUCUUCCAGAGUCUCAGCCUGGUGAUCAGAGAGGAAAGCUAUCGAGCUCUUUACCGAGGACUCGCCACACAUCUGGUCAGACAGAUCCCCAAUACGGCCGUCAUGAUGUGCACCUAUGAGUUCGUCAUCUAUCUGCUCAAAGGCUAAACUUUGCCUUGGGGUGCCUCAGUAUUCAUGGAUUCUGUGGUUUCAAUCACUAUGUGGUAGUGUCUUCUGAGAGCAUGGUGUUAGGAGAGAAGGGGAAAUGACUAAAAAGGGGGUGUCUAGAAAACAUUGUUCUUGGUUUUUGUUAACUUUCUGUCUUCUAAUGUUCUUUAAAGUGAUGCUGCUUCUAAAAACCUGGACAGUCGGUUCACCUUUAGCCUCCUCGGAGUUGUUUUUCCCUCUCAAGCAGCACCUCACGUCAGAGAGAUCUUGUAGGUGGAUUCGGAAGGUUAUUUCCAGCAGAGAAGCUGUUCUUAUGUUGGCGGGUCAGUGAGGGUUUUGUCCGGCCCAUUGCUGUGCUGUAAUGGCGAUCAAAGCGUCACUGGAUUUUCUCAAGCAUUGCGCUAGAAAGGAAAUGGAGAGGAUCCAAACUGAGGCUUGCUUCCUGUCCAGGAACAGCCAAUAAGGUUGCACUUACACCAUGCAGUGCGAAAGUAAAAAGAUGUUACAUGGAUGCAUAUACCUGAGACUCUGUGCACAUGUAUGCAAAAAAAAAAAAAAAAGAUCUAAGGUCUAAGAGUGUGUUUAGUUGUUUGAAAACUGUGCAGGUGAUUGUGUGCUAAUCUCAGUCAUAUUUGUGCAUUUACUGCCCAUAUUUGAGCUUAAUACAUUAAUGUCAUUGCAGCCAAAAUAAGUUGUUAGCACAACAAACUUUAAUAAAUAUAUGUACACAGCAGCAAAAUUACUAAUGAAAGGAGUAAUCGUUCAAAAUUUAAAAAAGAAAAGCAAGUAUUAUGCAAGAAAGACAUUGCACUGUAACACAAGUUUAUUUUUUGGUGAACAUGUUGCACCCCCCAUCACAAAAACACAUAAUGAGCACAAAAAUUAAGAGUUUGUGGCCAUAGAAAAGAGUCUCAUGCUGCAAAAGAAAACAGCAUUUUUGUCUUUUUGCAGUAAAAAUAUCAAGACAUCCUGUGAAUAAGAUCGCUUUGCUUGAGAAGCAAAAUUGCAUUAGAUAUUAAGACAGACAACAUAUAUUGAAUUAAACUAUUAUUGUUAUUAUUAAAUCAUUAUUAUUAUUAAAAUAUACUAUUUAAACAUAAUUCCAAAAUGCAUAAAUCUGUUUUAUUAGAUUUCUACUUGACUCAUUGGCAAGUUUCUUCUGUUGUUAAGAAUAAAAUGCCGUGUAUUUAGACUGAGAAUGUCUUUAUAUCUAUAUUUAUUAUAUUUAUAUUUUUGUUUCUCAAUUUCAAGUGAAAUGAUCUUAUUUUAUAAGAAUGUUUGUUAUUUUCAUGAAAACGACUAAAAUACUGCUAAAGAUUUAUUGCAGUGAAGACAAGUUAUUCAAAUAUAAAAUAUUGCCAAGCUGUAAAAAUUCAUGUUUUCACUUUGAUGCAGUUUUGUGUCUGGUUCUCUCACACUUAUAUGCCUUUAUGAUAUGUCACGAGCCCAGUGUUUGAUUGUUUUGUUUACAGUCAGUUUGGUGUGGCCUGCUCUGUUGUCACUGUUCAUUAGGACAUUAAUAUUCAGCAGUUCAUUAUAUGGAAAAAUAAAUGCAUACAAGAAAACAAA
Cyprinus carpio (common carp) is the source of this 2849-nucleotide messenger RNA. Its product is annotated as solute carrier family 25 member 36-A-like. Lineage: Eukaryota; Metazoa; Chordata; Actinopteri; Cypriniformes; Cyprinidae. Gene Ontology annotation, cellular component: mitochondrion. Gene Ontology annotation, biological process: pyrimidine nucleotide import into mitochondrion. The record is from RefSeq and is a predicted model, not a curated record. Gene Ontology annotation, molecular function: pyrimidine nucleotide transmembrane transporter activity.